AUGGCAUCCGAAGACAUGUUCGAUUUCUACAGUGCGCCUGAUGCUCCUGUGAGCAAGAAAAAGGCGAGCAUGAGGCAUCACGGGGAGUGCAAAAAAGAUCCUCUGGCCAAGAGGGCCCGCACUAAGGACCCUCUAGCGGCUGGUCCUUCGAAAAACACAACACCACCUCCAUCUCCUGUCGAGAAGAAAACUCCGUCUGUACCGGUUAGGUUGACCCCUUCCCCACCGGCUCCAGUUGAACAGACUCAGCCAGUUGCCCCUGCUCCAACAGGGGACGACAUAUCGAGCCGCGCUCUAAGAUUGACCAAGGACAAGAUGACAAGGAUCCUGAGGCAUGAGCGCAGCCGUGAAGCCAUGGCUGGGACUGAAUCGAUGGAGGUCGACCAGAUCCUGAACCUCGCCCUAAAUGAGCUCGCCAGUGCAAUGCUAACCAUGACUGCCAGUCGGCUCCAUUCGGGGGUCAUCACUGAGAAAUCCAAGUCGUCCGAGCAACGGCACGCUGAGGAGCUUAAGGCUGUCGAAGCGAAAUAUACCGAGCAGCCUGAGGUGGCUCAGAAGGCAAAUACGGCAUUGCUCGAGGAGAAAAAUAAAAUGGCUGAGGAGAUGAAGGAGAAGCAGGCUGCUCUGGACAAAGCCCUCGAGGCGAUGGCGCAGUACAAAGAGUCUCACCUUAUCAACUUUGGCGAAGCCAAAAGACUCGAGGCGGACCUGAUCGAGAGCAUGCAGGAGGCUGAAAAGUUGGAGGCUCGAAUCACCGAGCUCGAGAAAACCAACGCCAGCAAUCUUGAGAGGUACAAGGGCGCCACGUCCAAGUGCUUCUAUGAUUUCUGGAAGCACAAUCAAGGGGCUGAUUUCAGCUAUCUCUCCGAGCGCAUGAGGCAAACAGAAAUAGCCCAGUGCGUUGCUCACUUAGAAGAAGAACAGAGAGCGAAAACCACAGCCUCGCCCGAAAUCUCUUUAGCCACUGGUGUUGAGGGUGCAGAGGAUGAAGCCAAAGCUGCUGUCGACCAGGAACAUCCACAAGACCCUCCUGUUUCUUAG
Humulus lupulus (European hop) is the source of this 1041-nucleotide messenger RNA. RefSeq lists its product as uncharacterized. NCBI's taxonomy places the organism in Eukaryota, Viridiplantae, Streptophyta, Magnoliopsida, Rosales, Cannabaceae. The record is from RefSeq and is a predicted model, not a curated record. Bases 1 to 1041 code for a protein of 346 amino acids. The transcript is spliced from 2 exons.